GUUUGGGGAAGGAGAGGAAGCAGCCGGCAAGGAAGCAGGCGGCACAGAGGCCGCCGCCGCCGCUGCAGCAGCAGCAGCAGCCUCCGCCCCAGCCGCCAAACCCGCCACUGCUGCGGGGGAGGAAGAUGCGUUCGCGCUGCCCGGAUUGUUUGACGACGACGGCAGCCCAGAUGCCGCCGCGGGAGCCACCGUCACACCGGCCUCCUCGCUGCUUCGUGCGGCAGCAGCGGCGGACGCGGGGGGGCGUACGGCAGGGGCGGGUGCGGGCGGCAAGGGAGGCAAGCGGAGCGGCGGCAAGGCACCCGCGGUGCCGGCUCCGGAGCCGCCCAAGACCCCUCGCGCCCUGCUGGCGCAGCUGUGUCAGAAGCAGGCCUGGUCGCAGCCCCGGUACGAACGACUUGCCGUACAGGCAGCAGGCAGUACGGCAACAGCUGGCGAGGGAGCGGCAGGGGGCAGCGGUGGCGGCGGCAGCGGUUACCGUUACAAUGUGGUUUUGGAUCUGGGCCCCGCCAGAGGCCUGGCCAAGAAACGAAACCUGUACG
Molecule: messenger RNA, 542 nt
Organism: Astrephomene gubernaculifera
Lineage: Eukaryota; Viridiplantae; Chlorophyta; Chlorophyceae; Chlamydomonadales; Astrephomenaceae
Source: the annotation of a GenBank genome assembly